GGUUGCCGCUUAACCUGGCAGAGAGACUGUCCAGGGCAUCCCCAGUGCCAUCCCUGCUGGAAUCUGCCGAGGGCCCAUCCACACCACAGAUGCUGAUCCUGAGCUGCUCCUCCAAGCUGCGGCUGCUAGAGGGGACACUACAGAGGGGCUUCCCCAAUACAUUGCCGGUCUAUGGCACUGUGAUGGCCAUAAACCGGGGGAACCCAGCUGCGCAGGAGGUGCUGGUGGAUUCAUGGCCUGACUUCAAAGUCGUCCUCACCCGGCCGCGCAGAGAGGUGGCAUCGGAUGACUCUGAUUUCUACACCAACACAUACACAGUGUACUACCGGGACCUAGGUGCCCACCGGGCGCUUCUGGGCAGUGCGGAUGCUGUCAACUGGGGACAGACCUUCUGCAUCCUUGGGCUCCAGGAUGGAGCGUAUGAAGUCUCCAAGGACAUCGCCGAGGCUAAGGGGAUCAAGCUGGAGGUGCUCCGCUACUUCACCUAUUUUCACCCAGAUCCCAGCUCCAUGCCUGAGAUCAGGCUGGACCUGGCCAUGAGGCUCUCGUCCCUGGAUGUCUCCCACGCCGACCUGCUGAAUGAGACAUGGGCCUUUGGGGGGAACGAGAAAAGCAGGAAGUACCUGGCCAGCGUGAUCCGCCACUUCCCCAGUGUCUGCCUGCUGGAUGCUGCUGGCCACCUGGUCAGCUGGGCCGCUUCAUACCCGUUUGGUGCCAUAGGGCUUUCCUACACUCUGCCCCAGCACCGGCAGCGCGGCUACAUGGGGAUGCUGAAUAAUUUGAUAGCCAAGCGGUUGCACGCACUAGGCUAUCCCAGCUACGGCUAUGUGGCUAUGGAGAACUACCCCAUGCAGAGGUUGCAGGAGAGGCAGGGCUUCCAGCGCCAGCCCAACCUGUGCUACUUCAUUCUUCAUAACCCAGCAGCGGCAAAAGCCCCCACAUUAACCCCCAGCCCAGCACAAGGCACAGCCCCCACAUGA
Trachemys scripta elegans is the source of this 980-nucleotide messenger RNA. RefSeq names its product glycine N-acyltransferase-like protein 3. The transcript is spliced from 6 exons. Bases 90 to 980 code for a protein of 296 amino acids. The record is from RefSeq and is a predicted model, not a curated record. Gene Ontology annotation, molecular function: glycine N-acyltransferase activity. Gene Ontology annotation, cellular component: mitochondrion. NCBI's taxonomy places the organism in Eukaryota, Metazoa, Chordata, Testudines, Emydidae.